AUGGCAGACCCUUUUGCAAACCUAUUAACUUCUUUGAAAGAAAAUAAGAAAACAAAUCAAAAUGGAGCAAAUGCUAGUGGUAUCAACACUUCGAAUACUAAUGUGAAACAGGAAUCAAAUAUUACGAAACCGAUGGUGGUUCCUUCCCAAGAGAUUCAUGUAAACGAUUCCAUUCAUAAUGAUCUUGAUGAUUUGUUUGGAUUUUCUUCGCAAAGUGAUACACCUGGUCAAGGUUCACAACAAAAACAAAAUUCAAUCAAUAUAAACUCAACGAAUGAUGACGAUUUUAUGAGUGUAUUUGAUAAAUUUGACUCUAAAGAACAAAGCGUUCAGCAAUCUAUACCGAAUGAUUCAUUACUAUCAUCUUCUUCUAAUAAAAAUGAAAACUCACCAGUAGUAGAUGAAGUAAAAGAUAUGGAAGUAGCCCAGUUGAUGUCCUUGGGGAUAUCAAUUGAUAAAGCCAAUAGUUAUUAUAAUAGAGGUAUCUUAUAUGAUGAUUUAAUUAAAAGAAAAAAAUUGAAACAGAUGGAAGAAAAAAGAAAAGAAAAUGAUAGACUUGAAACAACUUUCUUCAAUGAUAAUAAUACCAAUAAGAAAACCGUAUCAUCAUCAAUUUUCUCUGUGGCAACAGAUUUUUUAAAUAAAGGUAAAGAUCUUGUUGAUCAAUUAACUGCAUACCCUGAUGAAGAAUCGAAUAGACUUUAUAAAUAUAAAGGGAAUGACAGCAACUCCAUGGAAAAUAUUGAUGACGAAAGAUCUCGUUUUAAGCCGUCAGUGAAUAAAGAAAAAUUAUUAGAUGAUGAAUCUAACCCAUUUGAUAUUAAUAACUACGAAGCAAAGUUUGGGACACAACCUUCCAGAACGUCAGAUUCAUCCACUUGUAGAAUAUCUACAGGCUCUACCGAACUGCCUGCACAAGUUAGAGAUGCUACGGAAGGCGAUUUAUUGGGUGAUUUCAACGAACAUGUGACCAUAACAGAAAACCCAAUUGUCAAUCCUUCGAUUCAGACCCAAUCAGGAGAAUCAAUAACUUCACAAAAUCCACCCUCACAAUCAACAUUAUUGGAUUUCGAUAAUAAUACUGGGAAUAAAGGAAGUAAAACUGAUGUGCCCGAGAAUAAUAAUAUAUUACCCAUGAUCCAUAUAUCCUCCAUGGAAUUGUCUGGGUAUGAUGAAUUUAAUUUAAAUGCUAAACAACUGUUCAGUAAUGGUAAUUACAGUUCUGCUUUUGAAGAAUAUGAAAAAUCAUUGAAUACACUACCUGUAUCACAUCCUUUACGUAUAGUUGCUUUGUCCAAUAUGAUAAUAUCUCAAAUUAAGAUUGGUGAUUACUCUAAAUGUAUUGAAAACGGAAAAAUUGCUUUAAACAUGUUUCCACAAGAUAAAAGGCAAUGGAGUAACACUAUUCAAAAUAGUAACCCCUCUAAAACAUACAAAGAGCUAUGGUCCAAAAUUGUUUCAAGACAGGCAGAAGCCUAUGAACAUCAAGAAAAUUUCGAGGUUGCCCUUGAUACUUUACAGUUAUUGCUAGAAAAUGGUAUUCAUGAUCCAAAAAUUAUGAGUGCCAAGAGGAGAUGCCAAAAGGUCCUAAAUCCAGAAGCUUUUGCAACCAAACCAAGAACAGACUCGUCUACACCGGUCCCUAACACUGUGAAAAACUCGAUAACUAGAGCGCCUGUUAUUAAUAAUCCAAAAAUAAAUAAAAAUGUACAGGAAAUAAAAGAACUGCAUAUCAAAGAAGAAGAAAUUGAAAAACAAAAACUGGCCUUAUAUGAUACAGUUUUCAACAAAGUGGAAAAAUGGAAAGAUAAUAAACCUGAUGAUAUUAGAUUCUUAUUAUCUAAUUUAUCAGCCAUUAUUUCAUGGACUGACUGGAAACCUAUUUCAACGGCAGAUUUAGUCAUACCCAAAAAAGUAAAAAUCACUUACCUAAAGGCAAUUGCCAAGUUACAUCCCGAUAAACUUUCGAGCAACUUAGGUUUGGAAAAUAGAAUGAUUGCUGAGGACGUCUUUAGCGUGUUAAGUGUUGCUUGGGAGAAGUUCAAGAAAGAAAACAAUAUGAACUAA
Molecule: messenger RNA, 2067 nt
Organism: Maudiozyma saulgeensis
Lineage: Eukaryota; Fungi; Ascomycota; Saccharomycetes; Saccharomycetales; Saccharomycetaceae
Source: the annotation of a GenBank genome assembly